CUUGUUGUCCACCCCACACACACACUUCUCCAUUCACCGCUCCCUUGCAUCGCGACGCUUUUUACUCCUUCGGCUUCCUACAUAUCGCUGUUAUUACUACCGACACCACCACCACCGCCGCCAUUCGAGGCCUUUCCGCACCUGCCAGCGCACGCGCAUGGCGUACUGUCCCGCCUCCUCAUGUCCCUCCUUUCUGACACUGUCGUCUCGGGAGGCUCUCGAUUCCAUGUAGAGAAAGGAAAGACAUCGACCGCGAGGGAUGGCUCCGGACUGCCGAGUCAGCUAUCCACAAAGGGCCUGCUUGCACCUCUCGUGCACCUGGCGAGGAACCCAUUGGAACUCCUAGCCAGUCAUGGCUCGGUGGAACCCAAAGGCACUGCUUCAGUAGAGGCAGAUCGUCGACAGUUGCUCUAUCUGCGUCUCCGAGAAGCCGAGAGCAACGAGGAGUGGACAGCCGCUGCAACCGAGCUAGACAACCUCGAAGGCAACGAUGCUUGGAAGCUGGAGGACGAAUCGACCGAGUAUGACAAUGUUUUGCUCAAAGCCCGACUGCGCGAAAUCGAUGACGCCCGCAUUAGUUGUGACGUAAAGAGGAUGAUAUACUUGAUUCGGACCGCCCUGGCCCGCGACCUGGGUGGCAUGGGCGACCUGCGCCUAUACAAGCAUUCCCACAUCGGCACCAAGAAGUUGAUCGAAAGAUACAAUGAUUCCGUGACCCAACUAUUGGCAUCACUGCCAGAUGUGGCCGCCAAGCAAGGAACCCAAUGCUCACUCAAACCCAAUGUGGUCUUGGACGAAUUGCUGCGCGCUCGUCAGGCAUAUGGACGGACCGCACUUUUACUGUCAGGAGGUGGAACGUUCGGUAUGAACCACAUUGGGGUUGUAAAAUGCUUGUGGGAACAGCGUCUUCUCCCGCGCAUCAUUUCAGGCGCUUCUGCGGGUAGCAUUGUAUGCGCUGUUCUGUGCACCAAAUCCGACACCGAAAUCCCUGGCGUUCUCGACGAGUUCUGCUACGGUGAUUUGGCUGUCUUCGAAAAGGUCGGUGAAGCAGACAGCUUGGUCGCAAAAGCCACGCGAUUUCUGACAGAGGGCGCGUUGUUCGACAUUACCCAUCUGACAAGAGUCAUGCGAAGUAUGCUGGGCGACAUGACAUUUCAGGAGUCGUACAAUCGAACACACCGCGUUCUCAACAUCACAGUCUCUAGCGCCAGCAUGUACGAACUUCCGAGACUGCUCAACUACGUCACAGCUCCUGAUGUCUUGAUAUGGUCCGCCGUUUGCGCGUCUUGCUCUGUGCCUUUCAUUUUCUCUGCGGCCUCGCUUAAAGCCAAAGAUCGUGCUACCGGAAAAGAGGUUCCCUGGGAUCCUACACCCAAUGAUGGAUGGAUUGAUGGUUCUGUCGACAACGAUCUACCCAUGAGUCGUCUUGCGGAGAUGUUCAACGUGAACCACUUCAUCGUUUCGCAAGUUAACCCUCAUGUAGUGCCCUUUUUGGCCAAAGAUGAGGGGUCUCUUCAAACAGAAGUGCAAGAGCAAUCUUCCGGGCCCAGUUGGGUACAGAAUAUGGCAAACUUGGCAAAAGGGGAAGCUUUGCACCGACUUGAUAUGCUUGCAGAAAUGGGUGUGUUUCCCAACGCCGUCACGAAAGCGAGGUCGGUGUUGAGCCAGCGGUAUUCUGGUGACAUCACCAUCUUUCCUUCCAUAUCGUAUACGAAUUUCCCCAAAAUCUUGAGCAAUCCGACAACUGAGUAUAUGCUGCAUUGCCUUCUUACGGGAGAGCGAGCGACUUGGCCCAAACUGUCGCGCAUACGAAAUCACGUGGCUAUCGAGUUAUCCCUUUACGAUUGCAUCAACAAGAUGCGCCCGCACGUCCAUUUCAAUCAGGACGAAUCCAUUCGGAGACUCGAAACUCUCAACUCUCACACUGGCGAUCUGAAUCGAACUAGGCGUUUGAACAAGUCAGCACACUUCGAAAGUCAGACAGCUAACCCUACUCCUACGGUAGAGUUGUCUUCCCCGUUCUCUAGUCCCCACACAAAAUUAUCUUACCGUCACACCCCCCAAUUCUAUCUUCCAUCACGCACUAGAUGGGGCAACGACCAGCCAUUAGACCUUGCUAAGUCUCUUUCAGUCGUCGAUGCCGUCUCUUCCACAGAUCCAGAUGGCUCCUCGACGGGCGGAGACUUUUCCUCGAACGACGAGUCUAAUACAUCCGAUUUCCUAUCUUCACCAUCCCCACCGCGCUCCCCACCUCUACGAAUGCCUGAACUAUGGCCAUCCACCAGACAGAUGAUGUUUCCCUCGGCGUCCAAUCCUUCUACCCCGUCUGCACCGGUGGUUGCCUCCGGACGCCGAAAUAGCGCAACAUUGAAUCUCACCAUGACCUCUCGUGCAGGCCCUAGCUCUCCUGAACUCCGAUACAAACGUCUUUUCCAUGGCCCAGUCCACAGUCCUAUUCCCGGCUCCCCGCAUAUCUCACCGCAACUCAAGGCUGGAGAGCAGAAAUAUCCGACCAUUGACUCCAAGAUAUCCCCAGUGCAGAAGAACGAGUCGCCCUCAGUAGAUUCCCGUGCACGUUUAGAACAGACCACGACUUACUCUUCAGAUGAAGAUGGUGCGUGCGACCUUGGGCAUUCUUAUUCCAGCCAAACUCCAAAGUCCUCUUCAUAUGCCAAUACGGAUAGAACGAAGAUGAGUGGCAAACCAGGCCGGCAGGAGAGAGAUUCGUUCGAUCUCCCAUUUGAUUAUUCUGGCACAAGAGGUAUGGUGUUGAGGAAGAAGCGCUCUCGGGGUGACGGAUUUGCCAAUUGA
Periconia digitata is the source of this 2811-nucleotide messenger RNA. Lineage: Eukaryota; Fungi; Ascomycota; Dothideomycetes; Pleosporales; Periconiaceae. The record is from the annotation of a GenBank genome assembly.